GGGUUAUAUGAGAUCUCGCAAAUCUCAUCGCCAUCCAUGUUGUAGUAAGAUACAGUCAGAAUUAGGCACGCUUGACCCCAAGACACACGACAUGCUUCAUCGAGCAGCAUGAUGAGUAAGAAUCGGAUCAAGCCUUCACAGAUUCUUCCAUCCCAGUUUGUCAUACAUCAGUACCAUUCUCCUGGCUUAAGCACUAAGAUCUCUGGCCGAACCCGCCCCUUUUCCUCGUCUCCCAAGCGAAUGGCUGCGGCGCUGCCCAUGCAGUAUUACACAUGGGAUCGGGAAUCUCGAUUUCGAAGGAUUCGCUAUCUGCGUGGCUUUCCGACUACUCAGGCACCCGUUAUCCAUCCCGAGAUGCCAAGCCACUUUGCCCACAUUGUGACGGUUAUUCAAAGAUCGAUGGGAGACCAAGGUCUUCCGAGUAUAUCAAUUUCAUGGUCUCCUAACGAUCCUAAUUUGUUGUCGACUUCGUGGAUGUCUUUACCUCGGCACUCCGUCUUCUUGGGGCCCGAAACGAGACUUGGAAGGUCGGAAGGCGCAGCUUCUGCUCCGCCGCAUUUCAAAAUGACAUCUUCAGGUGUUCGAUCCUACAUGAUUUCCGUGCCAGUCCGAAACGCCUGGGGACGCCCCGCCACCGAACUUCGCCGUAAUGGGUCAAAUCUAGGUGCCGCACAAGAGAAACAAAAUGGAGAUUGAGAGGUUUCAGAGCGAGGAGGGGUGUGCGUGAGCAAAAACAUCUGUCUCUUUGUCUGUGGUGUGCGAUGGAGUAAUGGAGUAGCUCAAUGAAAAGGUUAGCCAAGAAGCAAAAGAUUGAGACAUUCUUGAUGCUGGUGAGAGCAGGAAAAAAAAGGGGGAAUAACAAGACAAAUACAGGAUUGCCGCCCAUACAAAAAACCCCUAAACCCCGUGACUCCAGGUUGCCCUUGAUUAUACCCCGCUGUUCUUGUUUCAUGUUUCGUUUUGUUCCCGGUUGUUCUGCUU
Parathielavia appendiculata is the source of this 981-nucleotide messenger RNA. RefSeq lists its product as uncharacterized. Lineage: Eukaryota; Fungi; Ascomycota; Sordariomycetes; Sordariales; Chaetomiaceae. The coding region runs from base 109 to 696 and encodes 195 amino acids. The record is from RefSeq and is a predicted model, not a curated record. The transcript has a single exon.